AUGAAGACACCGAAGACAGGAAGCGGGAGACCGCGUCCUAUUGUGGCCAAAUUCGGCCACUUUAAGCAGAAGGAGCAGGUGAAGAGUCGCGGCAGAGAGCUGAAAGGAACGGACUUCAGCGUGAACGACCAGUUCCCCAGAGAGAUCCUGGAACGACGCAGGGUCCUAUCAAAGAUGGAGACGUGUGAAACAGAGCAGCAGCUGGACCCAGGUCAUGCAGCUACAGCAACUUUGUCAUCUUCAUCACCAGAGAAGGAGCUUGACAGGAUUCGUAUUGAAUUUGUGAAGAGGGUAUCAGAAGAAAUCCUUAAACAGCUCCUUGGUGCUCUGGUAAGCGAUGGUGUCUUCAAUGAUUUGGAGAAAGAAUCAAUACUUGAGGAGAACAAGACCAGAGCAGAUAAGGCUCGUGACUUGACUAGCAAGGUGAAGAAAAAAGGAGACGAAGCCAGCAGGAAAAUGAUCAGAUAUCUCCGGACCAUGGAUCCCACUCUCUCCUCUGCGCUCCAUCUGUCCUUGUCAUUCAAUCCAUCUGCUCAGCAAGAGAUUAUUCAAAAAUGUCAACCUAAACUCAAGUCAAAGCUGAAAAAGAAGUUCCAGUGUCUGUCUGAAGGGAUUGCUAGAGCAGGAAUCAAAGCCCAACUGAAUGAGAUCUACACAGAGCUCUACAUCACAGAGGGAGGGACUGCAGAGGUCAAUGGUGAACAUGAGGUCAGACAGACUGAAACAGCAUCCAGGAAACCAGACAGACCAAAAACAACAAUCAGACAAGAAGACAUCUUUAAACUCCCACCUGGAAGAAAAGCACCAGUAAGAACAGUUCUGACAAUGGGAGUAUCUGGCAUUGGGAAAACAGUCCUCACACAGAAGUUCACUCUGGACUGGGCUGAAGGCAAAUCCAACCAGGAUAUCCAAUUCAUAUUUCCAUUCACUUUCAGAGAGCUGAAUGUGCUGAGAGAGAAAAAAUUCAGCUUGGUGGAACUUGUUCAUCACUUCUUUACUGAAAUCAAAGAAGAACGAAUCUGCAUCUUUGAAGACUUCCAGGUUGUGUUUAUCUUUGAUGGUCUGGAUGAGUGCCGACCUCCUCUCAACUUCCACAAAACUACAGUCCUAACUGACCCUAGAAAGUCCACCUCAGUGGAUGUGCUGCUGAUAAACCUCAUCAGGGGGAAACUGCUUCCCUCUGCUCGCGUCUGGAUAACCACACGACCUGCAGCAGCCAAUCAGAUCCCUCCUGACUGUGUUGGCAUGGUGACAGAGGUCAGAGGGUUCACUGACACCCAGAAGGAGGAGUACUUCAGGAAGAGAUUCAGAGAUUCAGAGCAGGCCAGCAGGAUCAUCUCCCACAUGAAGACAUCACGAAGUCUCCACAUCAUGUGCCACAUCCCAGUCUUCUGCUGGAUCACUGCUACAGUUCUUGAGCAAGAGCUGAAAACAAGUGACAAUGGAGAUCUGCCUAAGAGCCUCACAGAGCUGUACCUACGCCUUGUGGUGAUUAACCUAAGAGUGAAGAAUGAGAAGUAUGAACGAAGAUCUGAGACAGAUAAACACUGGAGUCCAGAGAACAGGAAGAUGAUCAAGUCUUUAGGAAAACUCGCUUUUGAUCAGCUGCAGAAAGGAAACCUGAUCUUCUAUGAAUCAGACCUAAAAGAGUGUGGCAUCUAUAUCAGAGAUGCCUCAAAGUACUCAGGAGUGUUCACGCAGAUUUUUAAGCGAGAUAAGUGUGAAAUGUUUUCAGAAACGGUCUACUGCUUUGUUCAUCUGAGCAUUCAGGAGUUUCUGGCUGCAGUCUACAUGUUCCACUGUCACACCAACAUGAAGACAGAUGUGCUGAAGAACUUCCUGGGAAAAGCCUGGAAACAUAAAAACAGUGUUGCAGUUCUGGAUUUGUUUCUAAAAAGAGUCACAGAAAAAUCCCUUAAAAGUAAAAAUGGCCACCUCGACCUGUUUGUUCGCUUCCUUCAUGGCCUCUGUCUGGAGUCCAACCAGCGACUCUUAAGAGGUCUGCUGGGUCAGACAGAGAACAGUCCAGACACCAUACAGAGAGUCAUCAACAACCUGAAGAAGAUGAACAGUUAUGAAAUCUCUCCUGACAGAAGCAUCAACAUCUUCCACUGUCUGAUGGAGAUGAAUGACCUCUCAGUACAUCAGGAGAUCCAAGAGUUCCUGAAGUCAGAGAACAGAUCAAAGAAGGAACUCUCUGAGAUCCACUGCUCAGCUCUGGCCUUCAUGCUGCAGAUGUCAGAGGAGGUUCUGGAUGAGCUAGAUUUAAGGGUGUACAACACAUCAGAUGAGGGAAAACGUAGACUGAUUCCAGCUGUGAGGAACUGCAGAAAGUUUCGACUUUCAGGCUGUGAGCUCACAGAGACUGACUGUGAAGUUGUGGCCUCAGCUCUGAAGUCCAACCCCUCCCAUCUGACAGAGGUGGACCUGAGUCUGAAUGUCCUAACAGAUUCAGCAGUGAAGCUUCUGUGUGCUGGAAUGGAGAGUCCAAACUGUCAAGUGGAGACUCUGAGGGACAUCUUUACACAGCCUGCACCUGGGUUCUUGCCUGGUGUGAUAAACCCAGCCUCUAUGGAUCUUGUGCUCACAGCUUGCUCCUGUGUGGCCAUGAUUAGUGCCUCUGUGCUGUCCUUCAGUCCAGCUUUGUCCAGCCACUGGUACUUGGUGGUCGCAGUUUUCCUAGCGGCCUCGUUAAAGUUCCCAUUUGCCUGUGGGAUCAGAUACUGCACAUGGUUUACUCCUAAACUCAAAAAGCUGUGGCUGGAAAAGAGAAAGGCGUUCAGAAGCGGAGACAGGGACUGCUACAGAGAGGCCAAGUACAGGUUCACUAAAGAAGUGGACAUUGCUAAACAUCAGCACUCUGAGAAGAUGCAGCAGCAGAUCUCAGAGAAUGACUCGGCCUCUGUGUGGCAAAGUUUUAGGAAUAUCACCAACUACAAGCCUAAAACCCCCCACUCCACUGACGACUUGCUCUUGGCCAACACCCUUAACAACUUUUACUGCCGUUUUGACGAGCCAUUAAGCAGCCUUCACACCUCCAACGGCCCCAAAAUAGAGACACUUUGGACACUCAUUCCCCCACCUCUCCCCCCUCCAUAG
This is a messenger RNA of Pelmatolapia mariae (spotted tilapia), 3099 nucleotides long. RefSeq names its product NLR family CARD domain-containing protein 3-like. The record is from RefSeq and is a predicted model, not a curated record. The transcript is spliced from 7 exons. Gene Ontology annotation, biological process: intracellular signal transduction; regulation of apoptotic process. Lineage: Eukaryota; Metazoa; Chordata; Actinopteri; Cichliformes; Cichlidae. Bases 1 to 3099 code for a protein of 1032 amino acids.